Molecule: messenger RNA, 1272 nt
Organism: Mesorhabditis spiculigera
Lineage: Eukaryota; Metazoa; Nematoda; Chromadorea; Rhabditida; Rhabditidae
Source: the annotation of a GenBank genome assembly
AUGUUCCCCACCGGGGCCAUGACCCCCGAAGUAUUGCAGAAGCUGUGGUUGCAGAUGGCUCUAAACCUUCAAAAUGGUACCGCACCGACCUUGCCCGGGAUGCCGACCACGCCCACCUCAACCACAGGGCUGUUUCCGAGUGCGGCUAGCCUGUCGGUGCCCGUGAAUCCUGGGAGUCCGACGACGAGCAAUUUGAAUAGCGAUCAGGUGGCCAGGAUGUGCGAGCAGCUUGAAGCCGCUGAGGACGUUGAUCGGUUGGCGAGAUUUUUAUUCACGCUACCGCCAGUGUUGGUGCAAGAGCUCCACAACAACGAGGCGUACCUCCGAGCCCGCUGCCUGAUCUGCUUCCAUAUGGGUGAUUUCCGGAAUAUGUACGCGAUCAUGGAAAGCCACAAAUUCCCGCCGGCUAGCCACGCCAAGCUGCAAGCAAUGUGGCAAGAGGCGCAUUAUCAGGAGGCCGAGAAGCUGCGCGGACGCCCUCUCGGACCCGUGGAUAAAUACCGUGUCCGCAAGAAGUACCCGAUGCCGCGCACCAUCUGGGAUGGCGAGCAAAAGACCCACUGCUUCAAGGAAAGGACCCGAUCCCUCCUCCGCGAAUCGUACUUGAAAGACGCCUAUCCCUCCCCCGCUAAGAAGAAAGAUCUGGCUGUGGCGACUGGGCUGACACCGAUGCAAGUCGGGAAUUGGUUUAAGAAUCGACGGCAAAGGGAUCGAGCGGCGGUGGCGAAGAAUAAAUCCAACGUCAUUGGGAUGGAGUUGAAGAAGGUCGGAGGGCUAGGAUUAGAAUCGGAUUCGGACGGUGACGACGAGUUUAUGGACGGUAGCAAUACCGAUAGUCCAUCUCCGCAUGAUGAGCCAAAGGACAUGACCUCAACCCCAACCCGUCCUCCCCUCACCCCAGCUGGCCUCCACCCGCUGCUAAUGUUCAACCCCGGCCUCCUGACGCAGCUCGGACUGACCGGCUUCGGCUCGUUGUCCGGCCUGCCCGGCCUCGGCCCCUUCGCCCAGUUCCAGGCUUUCAACCCGUUGUUCGCCCACCUUGCUGCCGCCCAGACCCCGCCAUCCCCCUCCUCCGAGACGGAAAAGACGGAGGUCCAAUCCCCCUCAUCAUCCCCUUCCAAAGACGAAGCGGACUGCUCGAAGGGGUCGGACUCGGCGACCGACACGACGUCGCCCGUCUCCACCAAGCACCUCAAGCACGAUGUUACAACUGAUGACGAGGACGACCGGAAGCCGGAAGAUGAACAUCCAUUCCUAAAGGAUCACUUGGCG